Messenger RNA from Sphenostylis stenocarpa, 378 nucleotides. The record is from the annotation of a GenBank genome assembly. NCBI's taxonomy places the organism in Eukaryota, Viridiplantae, Streptophyta, Magnoliopsida, Fabales, Fabaceae.
AUGUCACUCGUUGCGUUAGCUGCACCGGUCUCUCCUACUGUCGUUGCUUUUCACCGCGGAGCGAAGCAAUGGAGCGCGCUAUUUCCAAGAAGCAGGGGAAUCGGUUCUUCGUUGUUCUCAAACUCUCCCAGGAAACGGUUGCAAUUGCGGUUUUUCGCCUCGGGAAAAAAUGGCGGCAAUGGAGGCAUUGCGAAGGAGAUAUCUGAAGCCGAAAAAGAGCCUACGAAUUUUGCGUGGCCUGAUAACAAGGUUUCGAAGUGUUACUUUCCUCUAUUGGAAAUCAAACCCAGGGUGUGCAUAUUAGGCGGUGGAUUUGGUGGCUUGUAUACUGCUUUAAGGUUGGAAUCAUUGGAGUGGCCUGAUGAUAACAAACCACAG